Messenger RNA from Parathielavia appendiculata, 727 nucleotides. RefSeq lists its product as uncharacterized. The record is from RefSeq and is a predicted model, not a curated record. Lineage: Eukaryota; Fungi; Ascomycota; Sordariomycetes; Sordariales; Chaetomiaceae. The coding region runs from base 91 to 492 and encodes 133 amino acids. The transcript has a single exon.
GCGUUGGCAAAUUGAGGACCACAUGCGCCCUGGCACGUUCAAUCCUGGACCAAUAUGACUUGCUAGCCUCCUCAGCCCACAGCCCAUACGAUGCACCAAGUGCGCUUUUCUACCUUGCAGCAGUACGGGAGACCAACGAGCGUGAGGGUAUACGCUGGGCAAAGUCCCAUCUAUACAGUGACAGAGGCUAAGUGGGAGAGGGACUAUCGGGAGCGGUGUGACGUGGGCGAUAGAAAUCGCACCAGGGGGAAAAGAUCUCGGGAUCCUCGAAAGGAUCAGGAAACCGAUUGCUGUCUGACUGCGAAAGUACGCUCGAAAUCCCUGGUGCAGGGUUCAACUGGUGCGGGACACAGCGUAGCCCCCGGACGCUGCAAUACAAUGGCCGGUCUGGACGAGCACAGCUUGUGGUGCGCAUUCUGUGGUUGCUUGCUGCUCUGCUUGGUGAAUAUACAUAUGAUUGGAUAUGGUCCUGUCCCACUGCGAUUUGUGUGAUAAAAGACCGCCUGAGAGUGAGAAAUGUCAUUAAUGCAUAUAUCAUAGACGGUCGUAUGUUUCGUUAGAUAGACCUGAGGAUGAAAAGAUGUGGAACGGAAACAAAUGGAAAACAGGAUAUCUCUCGGUACGAUUCUGAGCCGAGGAAACAUAAGCAGAGCCAGUCUUGUAUCGGCGAACGAAAGAACAGAGACCAGGUUCUGAGUGAAGCGCAGCUACUUAUAGCCUGACCACA